AAGAGCGGAGUGCGCGCGCCUGACACACGCACCGCGCUCGCUGUUCCGCGCGCCCGUCUGAUUUUAUUUCCCAUUAUUAUUAAUUUCUCUUAUUUUAUUUAUUUAAUUUCUCGCUUUUCUCUCUGUGGAUUAUUCGUGCACGCGUGGAGAAGCGAUGGAGAAAAUGUCACGGCCCGUCAGCUCGGCUUUCCUGCCUCCGACCCACGGAGUGCUCAAAUCCCUGCUGGAGAAUCCCAUGAAGCUGCCGUUCCACCAUGACGAGGGUUUUGCUAAAGAGAAAGAGAAGGAGAAGAAGCUAGAGGACUAUGGCACCGGGACGAACGCGCCCCAGUCGGCGUUUCUGGGUCCGACGCUGUGGGACAAAACCCUGCCCUACGACGGAGACAACUUCCAGCUGGAAUACAUGGACCUGGAGGAGUUCCUGUCCGAAAACGGCAUUCCGGCCAACUCGCAGCGAGAACAGAGCCAGAUCAACCAGCAGCCCAUGCAGCACAGCCCCAUUACCCAGCAGCCCCUGCAGCAGAGCCCGACUCUGCCCUCUCCGACCAGCGUGGUGGACCUGAGCAAUCGAGCGAGCACCUCGGUACACGCCGGCAUGGUGGCGCAGAGUGGCCCUAACAGAGCAGGCCUGCCAUCGAACCGCAACACCCCGAGUCCCAUCGACCCGGAUUCCAUCCAGGUCCCGGUGAGCUACGAGCCCGACCCUGCCGACCUGGCGCUGUCAAGUGUGCCCGGCCAAGAGAUAUUCGAUCCACGCAAGCGCAAAUUUACCAUCGAGGAGCUUAAACCACAGCCAAUGAUAAAGAAAGCUCGCAAAAUCUUCAUCCCUGAUGACAUGAAGGAUGAUAAGUACUGGACACGUCGCCGGAAGAACAACGUGGCGGCUAAGCGCUCGCGUGACGCCCGGCGCCUGAAGGAGAACCAGAUCGCCAUCCGCGCCUCCUUCCUGGAGAAGGAGAACGCCGCGCUCAGACUGGAGGUGGCCGAACUGCGCAAGGAACUGGGACGCUGCCGGAACGUCAUGGCCAAAUACGAAGCGCGGCACGGGGCCCCGUGAGCCGGCCCCGGACCCCCCCGGGACUCCCUACGGCCCCGCCCCUCCGGUUUCAAUGACUUUUACGUGCCACGGUUAAAUUACCGGCACCGGUUCUCUACCUGUCGCUCUCUGUUUUAUUCUACGAUCACAUUAGCAUGAUGCUAGCUGUCAUCUUCCUGUUUUUUUGUCCCUCAGUCUCCGUGGUUUGAGGAGAGUCGGUGCUGUAGAGCGGCUUCUCCUUCACUUAACGUUUUCUUUUCUCUUUUAACCGCUGAUUUUGCGCGUCGUCCAAUCAGAGAGCAAUAAGUAAACAAGUGCUUUGUGAGGAGAACGAACCAGAAAAGGAUUAGCUAGCUUGUUCAUUGGCUAGCUUGUUCCUUCUCGUUUUUAUUUCCUUCAUGUCUGUGUUUGUUUCAGUCGCUGACGUAGUCGCCAGAUUAUUAGCUGGAAACGUUUAACGUUCAGAGCACGACUGUGACCCUGUGUUUACACCAGUAAACAUUUAACGUUGAUAAAAUUAGCAUAACGUAACCGGAAAAUUCUAGCGAUGAUCGACAGCACACAAACAAAUGAAAACUAUUCAUGCUAUGCUAAGCUACAUUUGUAAAUUUGUAAAAUGCAGGGUAACGAAACUGCUAAAUGCUAACGUUUGCAAAUUUUAGCAGCCGAGUCUAAAGCUAAAAGCUAGCUAACCAGUUUUAGUUUGCUGCUAAAUGAGCUUGUUUAGCAUUACAAAAACGAGAUGUUAGCUGACCAACAGAUUUGUUUUAUUUUGAGCCACUUGCACUAAAAUCACUAAUAAAUCUCAUUCUUUUUGCUAAAUAGCUUUUUUUUGUUUAGCGACUCCAAUGACAGCUA
This is a messenger RNA of Trichomycterus rosablanca, 1894 nucleotides long. It is a transcript of the gene hlfa, whose product is annotated as HLF transcription factor, PAR bZIP family member a. Gene Ontology annotation, biological process: regulation of transcription by RNA polymerase II. The record is from RefSeq and is a predicted model, not a curated record. Lineage: Eukaryota; Metazoa; Chordata; Actinopteri; Siluriformes; Trichomycteridae. The coding region runs from base 155 to 1057 and encodes 300 amino acids. Gene Ontology annotation, molecular function: DNA-binding transcription factor activity, RNA polymerase II-specific; RNA polymerase II cis-regulatory region sequence-specific DNA binding. Gene Ontology annotation, cellular component: nucleus. The transcript has 4 exons.